Leptopilina heterotoma is the source of this 6321-nucleotide messenger RNA. RefSeq names its product anaphase-promoting complex subunit 1 (gene shtd). Gene Ontology annotation, biological process: protein K11-linked ubiquitination; metaphase/anaphase transition of mitotic cell cycle; anaphase-promoting complex-dependent catabolic process. The transcript is spliced from 20 exons. Bases 156 to 6248 code for a protein of 2030 amino acids. The record is from RefSeq and is a predicted model, not a curated record. Gene Ontology annotation, cellular component: anaphase-promoting complex. NCBI's taxonomy places the organism in Eukaryota, Metazoa, Arthropoda, Insecta, Hymenoptera, Figitidae. Gene Ontology annotation, molecular function: molecular adaptor activity.
UUAAAAAUGGCGACGUCCAGGGAAAUUAACUUUAUUGUUUCUCUAAUAAUGUUUACUUUUAUAUAUUAAGAAAUUUCUCGAAGACCAAGAUUCAUUGAGUCUGUUUAUAUAAAACUACAAUUAAUUCAGCAAAUCUGGAUGAAUCCAGGGAGAAAAUGAUUGCCGCCUCUGAUCCACUGGAAUUUGCACCAGGUGGACGUCAGACGGUCCUCAGGCACCCUGGAUCUCUGAUUAGUCAACUUGUGGCGAAUAAUCAAGCGGCCCCAGGAGAUAGCGUCCUUUUACAAAAAUUCAGGGAAGUUAAUAUUUCCGAAAAACCGUCUAAAGAAUUUUGGAUAGUUCGUGACGAUGGUGUGAAUGGAGAGGAAGAACUUUAUUGUUCAGGAAAAGUAGCAAUUCAUUCGAAAGGAAACCAAUCGACGAGAGUACUCCAAAAGUCCUAUACUUGCGAGCAUGAUAUCAAACAUGCUCUAUGGUGUUCUUUUAGAACUUACACUCUAGAACAAUUAUCAAAAAGUAAGGAUUUAAAUGAUGACGAUAAUUCUGCAGGAAAAACUAUUGACUGCAUUUGUCUGCUCGAUACCUACACUCUUAAGGUUUUUACCGAAACUGGCGAAGAUUAUGUUUCGAGUUUACAAUUUCAGGUUUCUGCUGUCUGGCCAACAAAAUUUGGGCUUUUGCUUGAAAAAUCGGAAGUCUCAACUUCCUCUUCCUCUAGAUAUACGUCUUUAGAAAUGAGCCGAGCUCUUUCAAACUCUGACAGUCAUUUGCCAGUCGCAUUUUCUCUGAUGCAUCCUCUAGAUGAAAUUUGUCCUCUACUGAUAAAACACGGAAGCAUAUCGUACAUGUGCGAUUCGUCACAGAAAAUCGUUUUCACUAGUUCUGAACCAUCUCUAGCUGUAAUUUACGAUACGAAAACUGGACUACAUUCUGUGUAUAAAAUACGAAAAGCAACUCCAGAGGAAUGUCAAAUAAUUUGUGGAAGUAAUGACACGACUCCUAGUUUAUUUAACUACUCUACGAGUUCGCCAAAGAACAUCGGCAGUAACGCUUCCUUGAACAAAAGUAUCACCGGCAAGGCUCUAAGUCUUUUUGGAAUGCCAAAUCCGCCAUUAUCUGCCUUGGGAAUGGGACUGACGAAUAGUCCGUUUGGAUCACGAACAACUUCCUACACAACAACUUCAGGCAGUGGACAAUCGCCAGCUCAACAGCAACAAAUGCACUCGCACUCGAGAUCACAGAGUCCAAUGGCAACAAUAUCCCGAUGUCAAUCGCCAACUCAUUCUGGAUUCUCUCCUUUAUCGGGAGUUCCUCCUGGAACAAAUAUUCAUCAAACUCGUCUUCAUCAAACAAUGUUUACGAAUAUUCUGGGACAUUCGCAAAAUAGUCCUUGCGGAAGUUACAACAGUAUGCAGUUUCAAGAUAUUGGAACUACUCCGAGUAAACCAGUUUAUCCAGAAAUUUGUCUUGAUCACGUUUGGACGGAAAGCAACACUGUUUCCAAAGACGUGAUUGCCGACAAAGGGACAAAAGUGUUCUUAACCACCGAUCUUGUUGGACAAAGUUAUUUGGGUUAUUUGGUUCCUAAUAGAUCUCAACUUUUUUUGGUUCGCCUUGAAAAAACAAAUAAACAACAGCAAAUUAUUUUUGGAAUGGUUACUACUAUUAUUGCCAAAGAUGCAAUCAAUUUACCAAAACUUAAUAUGGUGGCAAUAAUGGACAUGUCGAAUGGAAUUACUUUAUAUUCCGGUACGACAUUAGUCGGAAAAGUACACAUUCCAAGUAUUUUACCAUCAUUAACGGGUUUCAAUCAAUUUGUUAAGAAACCAAUGCCUCUACGUAGACAAGUCUCUCCUUUUCCCAGAAGAAGUUCUCUAUUAUCACCAAGUUGUGCCUCUUCGCAUGAUAUAAAAUUCGAGGAAGGACUGCAUUUAUUAAGCCCUGUUGGAUUUUGUGGACAACCUUCAAACUUAUUGGAGACAUCGUUAAUUGACGAAAAUCUUGUAGCUUUAAAGGAUUCUCUAGGAAAUAAACUCACAUUGGAAUAUGGAAAUCAAAAUUACUUUAGAAUCACUCUUCCAUUGUCAAGUACAUCUCCAUUAGUUACAAAAUGUUUACAAACACUUAAAAGUGUUUUACAACGUGAUCUAGCAAUGCAAUUAUUAGUCAAAUGGUACGGAGCUCGUAAUGCGCCAGGUCCUCAAAAUUUCUCUCCAAAACAAGAGUGGCAUUUAUUUCUCGUUAUUUUAUUCACACUUCUCGGUUAUGAAGUGGAUAAAUUGCCCUUGAUUCAAACUACCGAGGCAAAUUAUCUCACGGAGACGAAUAAUUCAGGCGUUCUGAGUAAAAAGCAAAAAACAAACGAGUGCGGCUCAUUGGAAGAUUGGGCUUAUACAGCCGAUAUGUCCGUUUACGAGAGUACACAAAUUUUUGUUUCAAAUAUUCUUGGUUUGACGAAAUUCUCAAAAUCGAGUAAAGAUGAUUUUGUCAUCGAUUCUGCGGGUAGUAAUGGAAAAAUAAACACACAAGCUUCCUUAUUUCCUUAUCUACCUCUAGUACUCUUUUCCCUUCAUUUACUUUAUGAAGAACUGAAAUUAAAUUGUCUCAUGACUGAAAGUCUACCACUGUUGGCACAACUUCUUUCUCAAAUGAGUAAGGACUUGAAAUUCGAUCAUUAUUUACAUCAUUAUUUUCUUGAUUAUCCAAAGCAGUGUAAAAUAAAUUUCGUUUCGCAAAUAACGGACGUCGAUUUGCAGAAGAUUACGCCACCGAAUUACAUGUCAAUGAAGCCGUCGAGUAUUUUUGAGACUUUAAAUAAUUUAAUGAACUUUGAGAAUGUUACGCCAUUUCCAUAUCUCAAGCAUGUUAAUACGAAGACGAGAAAUAUUAUUCAAUUGUUUGCGUUGAUUGCAAAUGAAAAUAGAGUUAAUCAGUUGGAUAUGGAGAGAUAUAUCAAGGUUAUUGUACCAGCUGGUAGUCGAGUUGAUAGUCAAGAUAUUGAAUUUAUUCCCAGAGAUGUACCGAAAAGAUUUGAACAACCGAUUGCUGAGAGGAUUCUUCUACUUUACCACGAAUUGGGAAUGAGGAAAAAGGACUUGGAAACUUUGCCACCGGGUGUUGCUGUUAUAUUAAAAGAUGUUAUGCACAGAUGUAGGGAGGAACCUCUCUCGAAUUGGCCAGCUGAUAUCUACGAAUUAGUUGAUCGGCAAGAUUUAGCAGGUUUGGAGAAACAUUCUUUGCCAGAGAAGCAAACCGAUCAUUUAGAAAAUGGAAAAAAUUACGCAAUCAAAGAUGAUGAUCCCGAUCAAGAUGAUGGCAUGGACUUUGACGAUACUAUUCUUAAAUUAAGGUUCAACAAAGAUCAUAGAGUAGCGGAAUUAAGAAAAUUGCUGAAUUCUUCAAAGCCUGUGAAAAUUUCUGUCGUUCAAAGACCAGUUGUCAGUGAUCAUGAUUUCAUUGAAGAGCAGGAGAGACAUUUACUUGUUCUCAGCACCAGAACAAUGGCUUUGCCCGUUGCCAGAGGAAUGUUUACUCUCAGAACUGCAACUCCUAUCAUCACUGAACAACUUCCAAUUCCGAGAUUAUGUUUAACUGGAAAAGCACCACCACGUGGAACAACAGUUGAACUAAGUCACAUUGAAGUACCACCGAAUAUGAAUCUUUGGCCACUUUUCCAUAACGGAGUAGCAGCGGGUCUUCGAAUACACCCGGACGCGUCGAAUAUUGACUCCACUUGGAUAGUUUACAAUAAACAGCAACAGGGUGAAUUUGGCGUUGAACAUUCCGGAUUUCUAAUGGCUCUCGGACUAAACGGACACUUGAAAAAUCUCGCACCAGUCAGUAUGUAUGAAUAUUUAGUAGAGUGUCACGAAGCGACCAGCGUUGGCCUUCUUCUUGGACUUUCUGCCACUCAUCGAGGGACAAUGGAUGUUUCCAUGACGAAGUUACUCUCACUUCAUGUCGAAACUCUUUUGCCUCCAACUAGCAUUGAAUUGAGUGUACAGCAAAAUGUGCAAGUCGCUGCUUUAAUGGGCGUCGGUCUCGUUUAUCAAGGAACGGCUCACAGGCACAUUGCUCACGCUCUUUUGUCGGAAAUCGGAAGACCACCGGGACCGGAAAUGAAGAAUUGUGUCGAUCGGGAGUCUUACUCUUUAGCUGCUGGUCUUGCCUUGGGCCUCGUGGUUCUUGAAUGCGGAGGUGCUUGUGACAUUGGAAAUAUUCCUGAUACUUUGCAUUACUACAUGGUUGGAGGGAACGUCAGGCCUUUCAUGGGAGCUCAGAAAGAUAAAUAUAAAUCACCUAGUUAUCAAAUUCGUGAAGGUGAUUCAAUAAAUAUCGAUGUAACGAGUCCAGGAGCGACAAUUGCACUAGGUCUCAUGUACUUUAACUCUGGUAAUCGAGCAGUCGCCGAAUGGAUGCGCGCUCCAGAUACGCAAUAUUUACUCGAUUUUGUAAGACCCGAUUUGUUGAUGCUUAGGAUUUUAUCAAGAGCUCUUAUUCUUUGGAACGAAAUUGAACCAACGAAAACUUGGGUUUCUAGUCAUGUUCCGGAAAUCGUUCAAAAGUACAAAUUAAUAAAACCAUCGCCAGAAAUCACAGAGGCAGUUGAUUUGGAAACUAUGAAUCAAGCCUAUUGUAAUAUAAUUGCUGGUGCUUGUAUGGCACUGGGAUUGAAAUACGCAGGCACUGCAAAUGAUACUGCAUUCAAAACUCUACAAAGUUAUGCGGAUUUGUUUAUUUCUUUGUCACAUAAACCAAUUGCUGAAUUGGCAGGGAAAUUUACAAUUGAAACCUGUUUGAAUGUCGUAAUCCUGGCAUCUUCGGUCGUAAUGGCCGGAACUGGAAAUUUGGAAGUUAUGAGAAUGUGUAGAUACAUAAGAACUCGUGUUGGUCCAACGAACAAUGUUGUAACUUAUGGUUCUCAUUUGUCAACACACAUGGCUCUAGGAUUUUUAUUCCUCGGAGGUGGAAGAUAUACGCUAUCAAAUAGUCCGAGUGCCGUCGCUGCCUUAAUAAUAGCUCUUUUUCCCAAAUUCCCCACUCACAGCAAUGACAAUAGAUAUCAUCUUCAAGCCUUGAGGCAUUUGUACGUGUUGGCAGCAGAACCGCGGUUGCUCCUUCCGCGAGAUAUUGACAAUUCUCAAUAUUGUUAUGCGUCCGUCACGUUAACAUUCCAAACGGAAAAAAUGUCAGAAGGCCAGGAAAUAAUAAUGAAAGCCCCAUGUUUACUACCUCAAAUGAACAGUUUAAAAAAAGUGCAAUUAAACGAUGAUCGCUACUGGAAAAUAAGUUUCGAAAGAUGUCAAAAUUGGACUCAACUCGAAGACAUGCUUUCCAGAUGCGAACCUUUGGAUGUCAAACAAAGAGCCGGAUGUUUAUCCUACUUAGAAGACCCUCGAGGAUUUCGAAGUCUCAUGGCAAGGACUUUGACGACCGAAAAUGUUAUCGCCUGGGCAGCUCAAUCGGAGCACAUCACCUCAUUCUCGAACGAUAAAACAAUUCUAAAUAUAGUGAAAUAUUUUCUUGACGGCACUACAAGACAAAAGUUUCAAGAAGAAAUUCUACACGACAUUUGUCCAUCAAAAAAUCAAAUUAAAACGCCUAGGAAAAUUAAUGACUCGAUGGAUAGAACGGAUUCAAUAAGAGAACAAUCAAGUUUCGUUAAUGAUAGAAUGGAAAUUGGUGAGACGUCAUUUUCGGAGAAAAUUCAAGAGAGCUUCAAUGAUAUUGAAUUGAAGCAAAUUUUAGAGGAAAUGUCCGAGUCUGAAAGGCAUUUUUUGCAAAUAUUUCCCAUUAUCACUUACGAAUGUGUUAUCAAAGAUAAAGUGAGUUUUCUACCACUUUGGGUUAAUUUGUACAAAACGAUAGAGGAAAUAAAAAGGAGGCCUAGUUCUUAUUUAGUUUGGCAAAUUAAACUAGUCGGAUCACGAAUUCUUUGUGAGAAUUAUUCAGAAACUUCUAAUCGACUUUUAACUCUGGAAAGUAUUUUAGCGAUUAAGCAAAAAACGGCAAUGAUCAUGGACUUGUGGGAAGAUGAAUUAGUACCACUGAUUCGUCAAUAUUUAAUAAACGGAACCGUGCAAGCUGAACCGGAAAAACUUGCAAAACUCACCACGUAUUUAGUAUUCUACGAUAUUUUACAUCAAAUCGAUCUCAAAGCCAUUUCUGAUCCACUAGCGGCAAAUAAAUUAUCAUCGAAUACAUCGAUUAUUAGUCUUUUCAAAUUACACCAACUAUUGCAAUUAUAGGUGUACAAACAAUUGCGUAUUUUUCCUUUUGUAAACAUUUACAAGGAAAUAAAGAUUUUUAUUUAGAUAGUAA